AUGGGAGUUAUGGGCUGGCAAGUAAAGGAAGUACGUGAUCGGCAGUGGGAAUAUGAGGGACGUCAACUUCCAGCUACGGGAGGGAUCGACGCCUAUCAAGCACGAUUUCCUGGUCUUUACGCGAUAUACACCGAAACACCUGAGCGUAGAAGAAUCAACGCUAUGUUUGUCAUUGUCCUGAUCAACUUAUUUCUGGCAUUUGUACAUUUCUUCAUGUCAUUUGCUUUACUCUAUGGAGCAGUGAAGGACGUCUUCAACGAGCAGUUAACCAUGUCUGUAGCUGAGUUUGUGAUGUCGUUGGCUGUAAAUGGAAUAUGUCUUGUCGUUGUGAUAUUCUUCUACUACAGGUUGGCAGGAAAGUUGACGUCGGACAAGCCAGCUCGCUGGCGUGGACGGCCAGACAGAGGAGUCUAUCUAUUUUAA
This is a messenger RNA of Strongylus vulgaris, 423 nucleotides long. The record is from the annotation of a GenBank genome assembly. NCBI's taxonomy places the organism in Eukaryota, Metazoa, Nematoda, Chromadorea, Rhabditida, Strongylidae.